Cucurbita moschata (crookneck pumpkin) is the source of this 3289-nucleotide messenger RNA. Its product is annotated as disease resistance protein RGA2-like. The transcript has a single exon. Lineage: Eukaryota; Viridiplantae; Streptophyta; Magnoliopsida; Cucurbitales; Cucurbitaceae. The record is from RefSeq and is a predicted model, not a curated record. Bases 56 to 3289 code for a protein of 1077 amino acids. Gene Ontology annotation, biological process: defense response to other organism. Gene Ontology annotation, molecular function: ADP binding.
AUCCUCCAGAAUUGCAAACUUUGAGACUUUGAGAAUCCAAGAAGAGAAGAGAAACAUGGUGGAAUUCCUGUGGACCUUUGCUGUACAGGAAGUGCUGAAGAAGACGGUGAAGCUGGCGGCUGAGCAGAUCGGCUUAGCAUGGGGAUUCAAGGACGAACUCUCGAAGCUUAAGGAAUAUUUACUCGAGGCGCAAGCCAUCCUAAAUGAUGUUGACAAAAAUAAGGCAAACCUUGAAACCGUGACGCGAUGGGUGAAGAAGCUUGAAGAUAUCGUCUUCGAAGCCGAUAAUUUACUCGAUGAUCUCGCUUAUGAAGACGUUCGACGCAAAGUGGAAGAUCAGGUGGUACGUAAUUUCUUUUCACUUUCCAAAAAUUCUCUUGCUUUUCGUCUCAAAAUGGCAAAUAAAAUCACAACGGUUGCUAAAAAGUUGAAUGAGCUAGUUUUUAUAAAAACUCCUCCGAGAUGUGUUGGAACAACAUCAGAUGAAGCUGAAAUUGAUCUUAACCAAACUCGAGAGACGGACUCAUUUCCUGAGGAAAUUGAGGUUAUUGGAAGGGAAACUGAAGUAUCAAAUAUAGUGGAUAAGCUACUUGCCCUUGAGAGUCAAAAAACUCCAGUUGUUUUAACCAUUGUUGGCACGGGUGGAUUAGGAAAAACAACUCUAGUGAAGGAGGUUUACCAUCAUGAUAUGAUAAGGAAGAAUUUCGAUACAACCAUAUGGGUAUGUGUGUCUCAUCCUUUUAAAAUCAACAAAAUUUUGAGAGCAAUCGUGGGAUCCUUGAAAUCUAAAUUUUGUAGCUUAGAUGAAAAGGAAGGCAUUCUUCAGGAACUCCAAAGUUUGUUGAGUGACAAAAAGUAUUUUCUUGUGCUUGAUGAUAUUUGGAAUGAGGAAUCCAUUCUAUGGAAUGAGUUGAGGGCUUGUUUGUUAAAGAUCAAUCAAAAUAAGGGAAAUGCUAUAGUUGUGACUACCCGUAGUGAUAAAGUUGCAGAAAUCAUGGAGACAAAUUAUAGACAUCAUUUGAGGCAAUUACCAGAUGAUCAUUGUUGGUCUUUAUUUGAAAAAUGUGCCUUUGGAAGUAAUUUACCGAGAAUUCCUGAUGUCAUUCGAGGACAGCUUGUUAAAAAAUUUGGUGGCAUACCAUUGGUUGUUAAAGUGUUGGGAGGAAUGGUGAAAUCAUGCAAGAAUGAUGAUGAAUUGCAAUCGACUUUGGAAAAUAUUGUGAGAACUGAAUUACCAAAGGAAGAUCUUAUUUUAUCCACAAUCAAAUUAAGUGUGGACCGUCUACCAUCUUCCUCAUUGAAACAAUGUUUUGCCUAUUGUUCAAAUUUCCCACCAGACUUUCACUUCUACAAGGAAGCACUUGUUUGGAUGUGGAUAGCGCAAGGGUUUAUUCAACUACCUAAUGAAUGCAAUGUAACGAUGGAGGAUAUUGGAGAGAGGUAUUUCGAUAUGUUGUUGUCUCGCUCCUUGUUUCAAGAUGUUGUCAAGGAUAAGAGAGGAAAAAUUGAAUAUUGUAAGAUGCAUGAUCAUAUACAUGAGGUCGCAUGUGUUAUUUCAAAUGAUAAAAAUUUGAGAGAGGACCUUGUAACGGAUGAAAAAUAUGAAGGUGGUGAAGUUCUUUCGAUCCGUCAAAGAAGAAGAACAGUUUAUUGUUGUAAAAAUGCAUCCUCUGAUAUGAUCACCAGCUUCAUCUACUUGCGCGUUUUAAUUAUUAAUGAUAUGUCCAUAACUGAAUUGCCAGAUACAAUUGGUAAGUUGAAGCAUUUGAGGUAUCUUGACAUUUCAUGGUCUGGAAUAUACUAUCUCCCAGAAACUAUUGUUUUGCUCUACAAUUUGCAAACUUUGAGGCUGAGAUGGGGUACGAGGUUUCCUACAAAGUUGAGAAAGUUGGUGAAGUUAAGACAUUUAGAAUUUAAUUUUUUUGAUGGAAUUAAGCAAAUGCCUAAACAUUUAAGUCGAAUGACUCAACUUCAAACACUUUCUAGUUUUGUAGCUGGGAGUGACGACGGAUGUAAGAUUGAGGAGCUUGGACCUUUAAAAUACCUUAAAGGUAAUUUAAGCCUUUAUAAUCUCGAGCGAGUCAAAAGUAAAGAGGAGGCCAUGACUGCAAAUUUAGUAGAGAAGGAAAAUAUUUCUAAACUAUAUUUUGAAUGGAGUACUCAAAGGGAAGAAUGUAAUGAAAGUGAUUUGAAUGUGUUGGAAGGGCUUCAACCACACAAAAACCUUCGAGCAUUGGAUAUUAAGGGCUUUGCAGGUGAACUUCUUCCCAAUAGUAUUUUUGUUGAAAACUUGGUUGAGGUAUAUCUAUGGGAUUGCAAAAGAUGUGAAACUUUACCAAUGCUUGGACAGUUGUCCAAACUUAAGUUUCUUAAAAUUAGCAAGUUAAGUGCAGUAAAAAGUAUUGGAGACGAAUUUUAUGGGAAUUAUCGCGAUAGUAGAACUUUGUUUCCGAAAUUGGAAGAGUUUGAAAUUUAUCUCAUGGAGAGUUUAGAGCAAUGGGAAGAAAUUGAUACUCUCACUAAUUGUUCAACUUUUCCUCAUCUUAAAAGUUUAACCAUUCUUUCUUGUCCCAAAUUAAUGAAUAUUCCAAACAUUUUUGCAACCAAUGGCCAAAGGUUGGAAGUUGACACUAUUAAUGCAAGGUUAUUUUCAAGAUUUCAAACUUCUCCAAAGCUUCAAUCUCUACUCAUUACAAAUUGUACAAGUUUGAUAAAGCUACCAAUUUGGAUAGAAUUUUGUAGCUCACUCGAAGAUUUGUGGAUGGACAACUCUCGUGAUGAUAUUUCCCCUCCAAAUUUGAAAAAUAUCCAAAGCUUGUCUACAUUAGAAAUCAAAAACUUUGAUAAUUUGCCAAAUGGGCUCGGUGGUAUGCAUAACUUGAAAAGGUUGGUGAUUGAAGGGCCAAUGGAGGGUUAUGAUUGGAGUCAAUUCAUAUCCUUGAAGUCGCUUGAAGUUCUUCAUUUACAUGAAACAGGAAGUAAUAGUGUAACACAACUUCCUCGACAACUUGAGCUCCUCACUGCUUUAAGAUGGUUGCAUAUUGAGGGAUUUAAUGACAUUGAAUCUUUACCCGAAUGGUUGGCAAACAUUAAAGCUUUGGAGAAAUUAGAAGUAGGUAUGUGCAGAAAUUUGAAAAGCUUACCCUCGAAAGAAGCCAUGUCAAAUCUAACUAAAUUGAAUUAUUUGUCAGUAUUUGAUUGUUCCCAGCUUGAUAUUGGUGAAGGUGGUGUUGAACGUGAAAAAGUUUCCCAUAUACCCAAAGUUUCUUUCACAAUAAGAAGAUUUUGA